Molecule: messenger RNA, 552 nt
Organism: Cladophialophora bantiana CBS 173.52
Lineage: Eukaryota; Fungi; Ascomycota; Eurotiomycetes; Chaetothyriales; Herpotrichiellaceae
Exons: 3
Coding region: 1-552 (183 amino acids)
Source: RefSeq, a predicted model, not a curated record
AUGGGGGGAGCGUCGAUGGAGGGAAAGGCUCCAUUUCACGGACACAUGCAAGAACUCGUCGACAAUGUCAUCAAGACAUACAGCACGGUAUACUUCCUAGUCAACAACGCCGGUACUGCGGGACAAAUGAGCUCUCACGACAAGAUCAAUGAAGCUUCGUUUCGUCGGAGAUGGGAGAUUGCAGCCCUUGGCACAGCGUUACUAAUUAGUAUGGUGUGGCCGGUGAUGGAAAAGCAAAAGAUCACUCGUCGGUUCUUCGAGACGCUACACGUCGCCGUCUAUGUCGCCUCCCUAGCCAGGAAGCACUGCGCCGUCUCUGGAGAGGCUUUCAGCGUGGGCGGCGGAAGAGCGGCCCGAACCAUGUUGGCAACAUUUCCGGGCUUCGUCAGCGACACGCCCGAAGGAUUUAUCGAGAAUUUUGACAAAGUCGUGGGCGAUACCACGAAGAUUUAUAUAUCCACAGAUUGUCUGGACGCGGUGUCAUACUCGAUAAAGAAUGCUACAGGAGUCGACGUGGGAAAGAUCAACAUAAAUGGUAGCGACUCCUCAUAG